GACGUACCGAGGCGGCCAAUGCGGCGGUAUCUACGUAUAGCCGGAAACAUUUCCCCACGUAGGAAAACCGGAAAACGUUGUGGUUGUGAUGGUAAAACUACACUAGCAUUAGUAUUCAGACGUAUUCCCAAAUGUAUGUUUAAAUAAACCAUUUACGGAACGAAACCGGAGUCAAUGUACUAGAAAACAGUGUUCAAGUAUAGUUCUUUAGUGUUACGAAUGGUAUGCAUAACUAAAGAGGCUUCUCGUUAGCUAAGUUAGCGAUCAGCUAACUGGCUAAGCUGUUUAUCACCAACAAGCAUAAAUGGUAAAAAUUUGACCCUAAAACGGCUGGAAAAGGUUCAUCCGAGGUCUUUUCAACAUGGAUGUCAGCAUUGCCGUGUCGCUGAUUCGAGGCCAGAUGGGUGCCGUGGUUGAGCGAGCAGUGAAUGUAGCGGUGGAGACGGUACUGGCUGAGAUGCUCAAAGUGGUCGGAGUCAAAUUUGAGGAGCUGAAAGCCCAAGUUGCGCUGAUGAAGAGGGACGUCAUGACGUUGCAGAGGGAAAAGGCCCAAAAAGAGAAGGAGACUGACAACAUUCGAGCCAAGCUGCGCUACACCGAGCUGAAGCUGAAGUACUACAGGCAAGGAGUGGAGGAGGAGCUGCAGCAGAGAGCCUCUGCCUCCACUCUGGUCCGCAUCCACCCGUCCACCUUUCUUCAAGCACAGAGAGGCGGUGCAGGUGUUACCUCCACCGACACCUCUCCAUCAUGCUCGACUACUCAGACCAGGACCUCUGAGGGACCACUGACAAGAAGCAAUCAAGAAUGCACCUCUCCACACAGCACGAGCAGGCAUGCAGUUAGAGUGCGCUGUCAUUCAGAUGUGGGAGUUUUGAGCUCCGACACGUCUGCCUCACUCUCUGUGAACACACUAUCAUCAGAAUCUUUGGACAGCAUUUUGUUCUGUCCCGCAGAGCAAGACACCGCACAGAGCAAGGAUCAGGAGGACGACUGUGAGUGGACUGUCACUCUGCAGCCACAUACAGAGGGUGUGGACGCCGCCGAGGUCCCUCCUACUGUCCAGGCCCUGACUUUGGACCCGAGCCAGCAGUCAGCCGCUGGCCCGUUGUCCCCUUAUGGUUCCACGCAGGCCGAUAGCUCCACUCUGACUUCCUCUGCUCCACAGGUGAAGCAGGAGGCCCAUGAGGAGGAGGAGGAGGAGGAGGAGGAGGUGAUCUGUAUCAAGGAGGAGCCAGAGAAGGAGCAGGAGGUGAUGGCCACCCUUCUGCUGGACUGCCAGGUUCAACAGGGUCAUCUUCCAGAGUCAGAGUCUCAAAGGUCAGGGACGGAGUGGUCGGGCCUUCCAACAAGCCAGAGAAAUCACACUGCAGCCUUCAGCUCAGCCCGACCAACCACCUAUCUGAUGCCUCAGCCGGUGGCCUCCCUGCAAUCGAUGGUGGCUUUGCCAUCUGGCAUCCCACCUCGCCAGGCGGUGCGGCCCUGGACUAAAGACCUCAGCCUUUAUGAAGAAUACAAACUGCGCAGGAAUGAGCUCCGGAGGCGAAGCAUCAACAAACGCAGAGAGCUGGAGAAGACGCUGCCUCAGCCGCUGCUGGCAGAUCUGGUGCGAGAGCGUCGAGAGAAGACCAGACUGAGGGUGGCCAGAUGGAGGGCAAAACGGAAACUCCAGGCCUGUAUUAAUCAGACUCAGGCUCUAGGUGGCGCAGCAGGUCUUUCUCAAACUGGCUUUCCCAACAGCAGCCAGCAUCAGCAGCUCAGAGUGACUUGUGCUGCCACCUCGAACAGUCAGCAGAGACAGAGCUCAGCGCUGCCUCAGUCAGUCCUCAGCAACAUGUCAGCAGCAAACGGCAUCUCUGCCUCUCUCCCCUUCAUGCCCUCCACCUCUUCCUCCUCGUGUUUGCUCCCGAGAGGCCCAAACAUGGCUGCACAUCAACACACUGUGACAUCAUCCUCUUCCUACCCCCAGGUCAGCCUAUUGCAGCAGAGUAUUUCUCUGACAGACACAGAUAUCUUGCCGUGAGAUGUUUGAAAGUCAAGAGAGAUUUUUUUUUUUUUUUAAAGAAUGUGUUUUUCAAAAUCUGUAAUUUUUGGUGUUCAGGAAAGUUUAAUCAAACACAGAGUCAUUGAACUCUCAUUUACAACACAAUAACAGGAUAGCAUGUGCGCUAAAACGCUUUCUUUAUUGAGCAUGGAUGAGAAUGUUUAAAAGUCAUGAUGGAUCUUCAUCAGGUUAAACUUACAAGCACCUUAUCCCAUCAUAUAUGUGCAAACCCAAAAAUUGGAGCACCUGAUAUUGAUCUCCUUGUCUUUACUCUCAUUUUACAUCAGUUACACUUAACAUCCAAUAUAGUAGUUCAACAAAACAGCUACUGUAAACUCAUUCAAUCAAAUCAAAACACUUCAACAACAUUCCGAAUCUUAUACAAACCAAUUAUCUUAUAACACAGGAACAAUAUAAAUUAAAGCAGCUUUGGACGGGCCCUUGCACGUCGGAGUUACUGGCGGACGCCGCUCCUUGCGAUCGUGCAUUUGCGCGGCACUCAGACACUGCAAAUCGUCACCAACGAAAAGGGAACUCCAUGCGGAGUUCAAUGAUACCUCACACAGACUCUACGUCAUACAGUUCAUUAGCUGUGAAAGGGGCAUGGCUAAAGCAUAGGGGGCGGGCCAAACCAUGACCAAUGAAAAUGGAACUCUCUGCUUAGUUCACUGAUACCUCACACAAUAGUCUACAUCAAAUGAGAUUAGUUAUUAAAGGGGGGCGUGGCUUAAGCAUACGGGCAGGGCAAAAGGGGGUGUGGUCUGAGUAAGUGGGCAUGGUUAAAGUAUAGGGGGGCGUGGUCAAUGUACACUCAAGUUACACCCACUUCCUGUUUUGAUGCCCCCCCUACAGAAAGUUGGUCUUCUAUAACUCAAAAAGGCGAUUCAUUUGCCGGGAAAAAAAGAGAGAAGUUUCAAUAGGGCCUUCGCCGCUGUUGGCGUUCGGGCCCUAAUUAUUUAAUGUGUAUAUAUGUAGAUACAUUUUUUAAAAGUAAGUUAUCUUUAUCUCUCCAGUACAUGUAUUUUAAAGUGAAAUGUUUGUUUGAAAGAUAUUUCCAUUUAUCAUUAUUUAAUGUAUCAUUUUUGCACUUUGUUGUGGAGUUGAAAUGUGUAUGAGAGGAGGACACAAAGAAAUUACCUGAGAAUGAUUACUUUGACUUUAACUUAAAUGAGUUAUUUGCCAGAAACAUGUAAAAAAUAAAUUUUUAUAGUUUGGCCAGAAUAAACUGAAGAUUGACAAUCACCAGAUAAAAAUGAGAAGCCUGA
This is a messenger RNA of Perca flavescens (yellow perch), 3306 nucleotides long. RefSeq lists its product as uncharacterized. The record is from RefSeq and is a predicted model, not a curated record. The transcript has 10 exons. Lineage: Eukaryota; Metazoa; Chordata; Actinopteri; Perciformes; Percidae. The coding region runs from base 362 to 2020 and encodes 552 amino acids.